Messenger RNA from Aaosphaeria arxii CBS 175.79, 1791 nucleotides. RefSeq names its product MFS general substrate transporter. Lineage: Eukaryota; Fungi; Ascomycota; Dothideomycetes; Pleosporales. The transcript is spliced from 10 exons. Bases 1 to 1791 code for a protein of 596 amino acids. Gene Ontology annotation, molecular function: transmembrane transporter activity. Gene Ontology annotation, biological process: transmembrane transport. The record is from RefSeq and is a predicted model, not a curated record.
AUGACUGUCGAAAGUAAUGACUUCGCUCAUGAGAAGAAGAUUGGGGACGUUGAGAAGCCCGUCUUCAUUGAGAACGCAAACCAAUCGCCAACAGAGGCCUCGUUGAACCUUGAACAGCAACGGACGCUGGAGGGUAUCGAUGUAGACAAUCACAAUGCUUUUUUGGGGGAUGACAGUGACGGAAAGGUUACAUGGAACCUUCGUAGUAUUCUUGCUGCGAUCUUCCUCGCUGGUCUUUACACAGGGUCUCAAGUCAUUUUGUACUUCACCGGUGGCUCCCUGGGCUUCAUCGCAGAGGACCUCGGCCUCUCUAGAGGCUCCGCAUGGCUCCCAACAGCAAAUAUCCUUGCUAUCGCCGCCGUUUGUCCAUAUGCAGGAUAUUUGCAAGAUAUCUAUGGGAAAAAUUAUGUCUAUCCUCAGGUCAUUCCACUGUUCGGCUCAUUGUGCAUCUGUAUCGGCUGCGUAUUGAUGGCCACCACGCAUUCCUUUGCUCAGGCACUUGCAGGAAUGGCUAUAUCUGGAGUUGGCGCUGCCAUAGGAGAAUUGACCGGUCUUGCUGGACUCGCAGAAGUUGUGCCCGUCAAGUAUCGUGGGUACUCUUUAGCACUUGUGACAGCCUUCGUCCUUCCUUUCUGCCCGUAUCUCAUGUAUGUUGAGCUUUGGUCGCACACAAAUUCUGGACCUGGUUGGCGUUGGGGCCCCUGGGUAGCAUUUAUUUACAAUGUUAUCAUCGGAUUGGGGCUACUAUGCACUUACUUUCCAAAGGCACACCCACGUGGCGAAGGAUUCUCCCGUAAGGCUAUUCUCAAGAAGAUCGACUACCUGGGAGGAGUUCUGUCAAUCACUGGAUUGACUCUCUUCUUGGUUGCCCUUCAAUCCGGUGGUUACACGCACCCAUGGAGCAGCGCCUAUGUGCUAUGCACUCUUAUUAUCGGACUUCUGCUCAUCGGGGCAUGGAUCGUUCAUCAAUGGAAAUUCGCCAAACAUCCUAUGAUUCCCCAUGAGCUUUUCCGCGGCCAGCGUAUUGUAGGGCUAGCAUAUGUUAUUGCCUUCGCUGCUGGAAUGAAUUUCUUCAGUAUUUUGAAUUUCUUCCCAAUUACGUUCACCAACGUUUACGAUCCCAUUCCAGUGCAGAUCGGACUUAAAGGACUUCCUCCAGCAUUUACAACGACAUUCGGAGCUAUCGGAUUCAAUGCUGCCCUCUCUACCUUCCCAGGGCGCAGUCGAGAAAUCCUCCUCGUUGCGCUUUUCUUCAUGACUGCUUUCGGUGGCUCUCUCGCCUGUAGCACUCCUGAAAACCCAAAGUUGACAGUUGCCCUUGGUGCUCUUGCAUCUUUUGGUAUCGGUGGAGUUCUUGUGCCAGCAGCUACAAUAGCUAUGAUCGUCGCCCCCGACGCCGUCAUCACCACCGCCGCCGCCCUCUCCCUCUCGAUUCGAACCGUUGGUGGAUCGAUCGGAUACUCCGUCUAUUACAACAUUUUCGCUACCAAGCUCGAGCAACAGCUUCCAUCAUACGUCAUCGAAUACGCAAUGAAGGCCGGCCUCCCUGCUACCUCAGCGGAGAAGUUCGUCACUCUCUUCUUGACCGCGCCGGAGGAAGUCGGCACCGUGGAGGGCGUCACACCCGCAGUAAUACAAGGGGCGUCAAAGGGCGUCCAGUGGGCGUACAGCCAGAGUUUGAAGUACGUCUGGUUCACGAGUAUUGCUUUUGGUUCGAUGGCGAUUGUCUGCUGCAUUCUGCUCCCCAGCACGAAGAAGUACCAGACCAACCGUGUCGCCGUCCAGAUCUAA